This is a messenger RNA of Didymodactylos carnosus, 1785 nucleotides long. The record is from the annotation of a GenBank genome assembly. Lineage: Eukaryota; Metazoa; Rotifera; Eurotatoria; Philodinida; Philodinidae.
AUGGAAGAUUUUGAACACUCUACAUGUAGGAAUAAUUAUUGUAACAUUUCCUCCCAAACAGUUAGUGUAGAAAUACAAAAGGUAUCACAUAUUCAAAAACAUGAUUGGUUAAUAUACAUUUUGCAAAAACUGUUUUGGAUAACGACUGGUUUUCAAAGUCUUAUAGCACUUGAUCGUCUCUUACAUCUCUCUUUGCGACUAUUUGGACCGAAAUAUAAUCCACCAUCGAUGAAUCCUAAACUGAUGGCAAACAAUUAUCCUCUAGUCACUGUUCACCUACCAAUGUACAAUGAAACUGCUUUUUGUCAAUCUAUUAUUGAUUGUGUAUGUAAUCUUGAUUAUCCGAAAAAUCGACUCUAUGUUCGUGUUCUUGAUGACUCAACAGAUAAAAGAACUAUUGACCUUGUCAAUAAAUCUGUAAAACUGUGGAGAAGACGGGGUAUUCAGAUAGACAUCCAACGACGAAUCCUUCGACAUGGCUUCAAAGCAGGAAGUCUAAAUGAAGCCAUGCUUUACACUCGAGGUGCAGAAUAUGUUGCUAUAUUCGAUGUUGACUUUUUACCGGAAGCCGAUUUUCUCUUGCGAACAAUUCCAUCUUUGAUAGCUAACCCUGACGCAGCUUUUGUCCAAACUCGAUGGACCUUCACCAACGAGAAAGAAUCAUUUUUAACUCGAAUGCAAGAAAUAUCCCUAAACUAUCAUCAUAAAUGUGAACAAGAAGCCCGUUGUCGAGCAUCGUUUUUCAUGAAUUUUAAUGGUACGGCAGGUGUGUGGAGAAUAUCAGCUAUUGAACAGUCUGGUGGAUGGAAUACAGAUACUUUAGUGGAAGAUUUGGAUUUAUCAUUGCGCGCGUAUCUCAAUGGAUGGAUAUCAAUAUAUUUAUCGGAUGUUGAAUGUCAGAAUGAACUUCCACCCACAUUCGCUGCUUAUUUGUCGCAGCAACAUCGAUGGACAACCGGUCCUGUUCAAGUACUACGAAAAUUGAUUGGACAGGUGUGGAAUGCAAAACGAAUCGGACUCUUUCAAAAAAUUUUUUGCACAUGUUUUUUGUUGCGUAGUUUUAUUCACUUAAUGAAUAUUUUCUAUUUUAUAAUACUCAUGCCAUUAACAAUCUGGUCGCCUGAAAUUGGCAUAUUGGCUAUGGAAAACAUUUGUUUGUCAGUGAUAAUCUCAAUGUCACAAGUCAUUUUCACACCAAACGAACUUUUCUGGGGAUUUCACUUUGUUUUGUUCGAAAAUGCAAUGUGCUUGUUCAAAGCUGGAGCAACAAUAUCUGGUUUGUUCAAUUUUGGACUCGCAAGAGUUUGGCAUGUGACGCCGAAAUACGCACGAAAAACACACAAAAAUUCAGCAGUUGUCAAUGUAGCAAGACGAAUGAAAAAUCAUAUUAUCAGUCCUCCUAAACCACUUAACGUCUCGAAAAUUCUUAAGUUAUAUAAACGCAAUUUUUUAAUGGCAGUUUUUCUACUCAUCUGUUCUUAUUAUGCCUUUCAGGUUCGACAGUAUGGAUUAUGUAUGUAUACUUUCCCUACCGGAAUUAUGUACAUGGUUUUUGCAUUUGGCUAUCUUGGGCGUUCCGAGUAGAUUUUCCUGUAUUAUACAAUCUCAAAUAUAAAAAACCGGGAAAAUUUGAUGGAAGUCUUGAGAACAAUUAUUUCUCCUAUAACGCUUCCUGAUCUCAUUUUUUCAUUUAACAUAUCUAAAUUAGAUAUUUAACAUAUGAGUAAUCAAUCAAGCAUUCAUACGGAAAAGUACUGAAUAAAUGUAAUAUUGAUCACCAGACGG